This is a messenger RNA of Ctenocephalides felis (cat flea), 986 nucleotides long. Its product is annotated as NEDD8-conjugating enzyme UBE2F-like. The record is from RefSeq and is a predicted model, not a curated record. Lineage: Eukaryota; Metazoa; Arthropoda; Insecta; Siphonaptera; Pulicidae. Bases 167 to 751 code for a protein of 194 amino acids. The transcript is spliced from 5 exons.
AUGAGUUACGAAAUGUCAAAAGAAAUUUUCAGCUGGCGACGACUGUAAAAAAUAAAAGUUGCUUUUAGCGUUAAUAAAAUUGUGUUGUGAUUAUAUUUAAUAAUAGUUUGUUGAUAGAUCAAAUUUUUUUGCAGUUAAUUUUAGAUUAUUAUAAAUAUAAAAGAGUAUGAUAACUUUAACCAGAAAACUGAAGAAAGAGAGUACACAGAGAAAUGAGCCUUCUUCAACCACAAAUGAUUAUUCCACGGGUUCUUCUUCCCUUUCCACGACAAAAAGAAUUUCAAUAAGGGAUCAACUUUUAGUUAAAGAUAUACAAGAAAUGGAGCAAAACAUGCCUUGUACAUGCCGUGUUGAAUUUAGUGAUCCAGACAUAUUAAGUGAAUUUACCCUCACAGUGUGCCCCGAUGAAGGAUUUUGGCAAGGUGGAAAAUUUAGAUUUGAUGUUGUCGUUACAGAGGAAUAUAAUAUAGCUCCUCCUAUAGUUAAAUGUGCAACAAAGCUUUGGCAUCCAAAUAUAACUGUUGAAGGUGAUGUUUGUUUAUCCCUGCUCCGACAAAAUUCAAUUGAUGGAUUAGGUUGGGCACCAACACGAACACUCAAAGAUGUAAUAUGGGGCCUAAAUUCACUAUUUACGGAUCUCUUAAAUUUUGAAGAUCCUCUUAAUACCGAUGCAGCAAAAAUGUAUAGCAAGGACAAAAAUGAAUUUGAAAAUAAAGUGAGGGAUUACUUAAAUCGUUUUGCUAGAAGAUAAUAUUUCACUUCACUUAUGGUUUUAAGAUUGUUUAUCAUAUUCAUAAGAGAAAGGUGUGAACAACUGAAAUAAGGCAAGACAUAAACAUGGAUGUGACAUUCAUUAUAUUAACAUUUCUGUAACUAAAGAUAAUGUGAUUUUAUCAUGGGAAUGUAGCGAUGAUUUUAUAAGUAUUUGUAAAAGCUAAGUGUUUGUAAAAUGUUGAUCUCUAUAUGAGAUUAAAAUAAAGAUUAAA